This is a messenger RNA of Ochotona curzoniae (black-lipped pika), 2765 nucleotides long. It is a transcript of the gene ZBTB7B, whose product is annotated as zinc finger and BTB domain containing 7B. NCBI's taxonomy places the organism in Eukaryota, Metazoa, Chordata, Mammalia, Lagomorpha, Ochotonidae. Gene Ontology annotation, biological process: positive regulation of gene expression; regulation of transcription by RNA polymerase II. The transcript is spliced from 3 exons. Bases 871 to 2532 code for a protein of 553 amino acids. Gene Ontology annotation, molecular function: RNA polymerase II cis-regulatory region sequence-specific DNA binding; DNA-binding transcription factor activity, RNA polymerase II-specific; protein binding. The record is from RefSeq and is a predicted model, not a curated record.
GGCCUGGACUCCGGCUCCAGCUGGGCUGCAGAGAUCAGGCCCCAGGGGAGGCUCGGAGGCCUAAAGUUGGCCAAGGGUCAGAGGGAAGCAGGCCAGGACAAGGGUGCCCCCGCUGUGCCAGGGGAAUUAAGGUGCUUCAGUGUUGGGGAGCCUUGGAGACCCAGCCCAGGGCAGGCUGCAGUAGGGUCCUGUAGAAGACGAGUGAUUGCUGGGCUCAGCCAGGGGCUUGGCCAGGCUGGCAGGGAGCCGGGCUCCGGGGAUCGGGCUGGGGUGUCCUCUGGGGCUGGUGGGGGGCUCAGGUUUCUGCCGGCGGCUUGGCAGGUGUGGGGUUACCAGCCGGCUCGGUUACCCAGCUUGAGAGACAUUAGGCUGGGUGUGGGGGGGAGGGGGUGGGCACAGGGCAGACCCUGGCACCUUGUGCAGUCUCCACAGGCCCCAUGGGGAGACGGCACUGCCCAGACAGAACUGACUGGCAGCCCUGUCGGCCAGGGGUCUGUCAGGGUCUGUCCCAGUGGACGGGUGGCUGGCCCCGGGAUGGGCAACCUCUGGGGAAAGUCCAGCAGCAGCUCCCAGGCUGGAAACUCUGACGGGCAGGCAGGCCCAGGUUGUCCUCUCCACCCCACCCCACAUCCGCUCUCACCGUGCACCCCCCAACCACCACUCAUCCUCCACAAGCUGGCCCCCAAAUUUUGCCUCCUUCUCCUCGCCCCUCUCGCUCCACUGCUUCAUCUCGAAGUGGGGAUGUGAGUGUCCGGAACACAACCAUCUAUCUUUUAGCAAGACCAGGCCUCGUGGAGGGCAGGCCCUGUGCUCCUGUGAUCGAAUUCCUCCGCACUUGCUUCCCCAGGCCUGCCUGGGACAAAGGAGAAGAUGGGGAGCCCCGAGGAUGACCUGAUUGGAAUCCCAUUCCCGGACCACAGCAGUGAGCUGCUCAGCUGCCUCAAUGAGCAGCGCCAGCUGGGCCAUCUGUGUGACCUUACUAUCCGGACGCAGGGCCUGGAGUACCGCACCCACAGGGCUGUGCUGGCCGCCUGCAGCCACUACUUCAAGAAGCUCUUCACUGAAGGUGGUGGUGGCAGCGGCACCGUGGUGGGAGCUGGGGGCAGCGGGACAGCUGCUGGAGGUGCGGGGGCUGGCGUGUGUGAGCUGGACUUUGUGGGGCCAGAGGCACUGGGUGCCCUGCUCGAGUUUGCCUACACAGCCACGCUGACAACCAGCAGUGCCAACAUGCCAGCUGUGCUGCAAGCCGCCCGGCUGCUGGAGAUCCCCUGUGUCAUCGCCGCCUGCAUGGAGAUCCUGCAGGGCAGCGGCCUAGAAGCCCCUACCCCGGAUGAGGAUGACUGUGAGCGAGCCCGCCAGUACCUGGAGGCCUUUGCCACGGCCACGGCCACCUCGGCUCCUCCGGCCUCAGCCUCAGGAGUUCCCAACGGUGAUGAAGAAAACAGCCCUUCCCAGGUGGCCCUCCCGCCACCACCACAGCCACCACCACCUCGGCCCGUCGCCCGUCGUAGCCGCAAGCCCCGAAAAGCAUUCUUGCAAACCAAGGGGGCCCGGGCGAACCACCUUGUGCCCGAGGUGCCUGAAGUGCCUGUCCAGCCCAUGACCUACGAGGAAGAGGAGGUGGCAGGCAGAGUGGGAGGCAGCGGAGGCAGCACGCUGGGAGAAAGCUACAGCCCUCCUCCCACAGGGGCUGCCUCACCUUCCGAGGGGCCCCUGGGCUAUGAGGCUUACGAGGGUGAAGAAGAGGAGGAGGAGCUGGUCUACCCUCCAGCCUAUGGGCUGCCGCAGGGGAGCGGCCCACCACUGUCCCCCGAAGAGUUGGGCUCAGAUGAGGAUGCCAUCGACCCCGAUCUGAUGGCUUACCUGAGCUCCCUGCACCAGGAUGCCCUGGCACCAGGCCUGGACGGCCAAGACAAGCUUGUGCGCAAACGCCGCUCGCAGAUGCCCCAGGAGUGCCCGGUGUGCCACAAGAUCAUCCAUGGGGCAGGCAAGCUGCCACGCCACAUGAGGACCCACACAGGUGAAAAGCCCUUCGCCUGUGAGGUGUGCGGGGUCCGCUUCACCAGGAACGACAAGCUAAAGAUCCACAUGCGGAAGCACACAGGAGAGCGCCCCUACUCGUGCCCACACUGCCCGGCCCGCUUCCUGCACAGCUACGACCUCAAGAACCACAUGCACCUGCACACAGGGGACCGGCCCUAUGAGUGCCACCUGUGCCACAAGGCUUUCGCCAAGGAGGACCACCUGCAGCGCCACCUCAAGGGCCAGAACUGCCUGGAGGUGCGCACGCGCCGCCGCCGCAAGGACGACGCGCCGCCCCACUACCCACCGCCCUCUGCGUCGGCCCCCUCCCCUGCUGGCCUCGACCUCUCCAAUGGCCACUUGGACACCUUCCGCCUCUCUCUGGCGCGAUUCUGGGAGCAGUCGGCCCCUACGGGGCCCCCAGCCUCCACCCCAGGGCCCCCUGAUGACGAGGAGGAGGAGGGGGCACCCGCCACACCCCAGGCCGAAGGUGCCAUGGAGUCCUCUUAGAGAGGGACCAGUGGCCAGGCUGGCACAGCACAAGGUUGGGAGGGGUGGGGGGCACCCAUGCCAAGCAGUGGGAGCAUGCAUGUGGGACAGACAGAGCUGCCGGCCAGCGUGGGCACCGAGCCUGGCUCGUGGGUCCCGGAGCCCUCAUUCCAGUUGUGCACUGAGGUCUUGGGGAGAAGCGGGCAGGCAGAGAGAGGCUCCCCGGCUGGGGGCAACUCCCCCUCAGGAGUGAU